Molecule: messenger RNA, 369 nt
Organism: Choloepus didactylus (southern two-toed sloth)
Lineage: Eukaryota; Metazoa; Chordata; Mammalia; Pilosa; Megalonychidae
Product: inner centromere protein-like
Exons: 3
Coding region: 1-369 (122 amino acids)
Source: RefSeq, a predicted model, not a curated record
AUGAUCAUUUCUGCGUUUGGAGUCUUUGGUGUGAAGUUCUUUGCGCGGCGGCGCCUGGCGGAGCGGCGGCGCCUGGCGGAGCGGCGGCGCCUGGCGGAGCGGCGGCGCCUGGCGGAGCGGCGGCGCCUGGCGGAGCGGCGGCGCCUGGCGGAGCGGCGGCGCCUGGCGGAGCGGCGGCGCCUGGCGGAGCGGCGGCGCCUGGCGGAGCGGCGGCGCCUGGCGGAGCGGCGGCGCCUGGCGGAGCGGCGUUUUUUCCGUCUGAGAAUUCUUUCUUGGUGGUUCCAGAAACUCGAUAAUCCGCUCAGGUUCAUGUGUCAACUUGGCCAGGUGAUAGUAUCCAGCUGUGAGAUCAAGCAAACACUGGCUUAA